Molecule: messenger RNA, 858 nt
Organism: Pneumocystis murina B123
Lineage: Eukaryota; Fungi; Ascomycota; Pneumocystomycetes; Pneumocystales; Pneumocystaceae
Exons: 6
Coding region: 1-858 (285 amino acids)
Cellular component (GO): post-mRNA release spliceosomal complex; catalytic step 2 spliceosome; Prp19 complex
Source: RefSeq, a predicted model, not a curated record
AUGACUAAUGAAAAGAUAAUGACAAAAACAGGAGAAAAAAAUGGAGAAUAUCUAGAAAAUAUAGAUAAAGAACAUGUAAAUAAUAAAGGUUUAAAGGAAUUUGAUGAGAGAUUAGGGUAUCCAGAAAAUUUGGAUAAUGAAGAAAAAAGUUUAAAGGUUAAGAACCGUAUGGAUCAAUUAAUGAAUUUAAGAAAACGUAUGCGUCUUUCAGCAGAGGCAAAUCGUAAGGAUUUAUUUAGUGAAUAUCAGCGUUUAAAAGAAGAUCCAAAGUUAGCAAAAAAAAUUGAGUUUAAAAGACAAGACGCAGAGAAAAAAUUAGAGAAACAGGAGUCUAUAGAGAGAGGAGAAGAUUAUGAGAGGAAACGUGCAUGGGAUUGGACAAUCGAAGAGUCAGAACGAUGGGAUCAACGAAUGAAAGAGAAACAAGAAGCACGUGAUAAGUCAUUAUUUGCAGAUUAUACACAAGUAGCUCAACAUAGUUAUGAAAAAUUGAUGCGUAAGUUUAAACCGGAUUUAGAAACGUAUGAGAAAGAACGAGCAAAAGUUGUUGCAAAUAAAACGAUAUUGGAUGAAAAUGAUUCAGAAGUGACAAAUACAUAUGAAUCAUUUUAUAGGGAUGCAAAUUUUCUUGGGUUUGCGAAUAAUAAACCCAGUAAAAAAGCAAUUGAUCGUCUUAUUGAAGAUCUUAAUAAACAGAAGGAAAUGAGAAAUAAAUCGAGAAGACGAAUUGAUCCAGAUGACGAGGAUGUUAGCUAUAUAAAUGAAAGAAAUGCGAAUUUCAAUAGGAAAAUUUCAAGAUUUUAUGACAAAUAUACAAGAGAGAUUCGAGAAAGUCUUGAAAGAGGUACAGCUGUCUGA